Messenger RNA from Owenia fusiformis, 1402 nucleotides. The record is from the annotation of a GenBank genome assembly. Lineage: Eukaryota; Metazoa; Annelida; Polychaeta; Sabellida; Oweniidae.
UUGUUUGGGCUAGAUGUGAAUUUUAAAAAAGAUCUGUGUAUGGACAUAGUGUUUGUAGUAGACAGAUCUUGUAGCGUUCCAGAGGAUGAUCUCGUCAAUGAGUACCGUAUCAUUGAGAGCGCCAUCAAUGCCAUAGAAGGAUUUGGACCAGAUAAAACAAGGAUUGGUCUUGUCACAUUUGAUUAUGGAGCCAGAGUCGUUUUUGGUUUGGACGAUGCGGAGACCUCCACCAGGGAGGGCCUGCUUGCUAAACUCGAUGAACUGAAAAGAGAUACAACUCGCCCAGAGAAGUGUAAGACGUACACAUGGGAAGCACUGAAAUUGACCAGGGAAAAUCCAAGUCUAUUUGGAGGAGUAGAUAAAAACAGCGAACGAGAGAGAAUAUUGAUGCUUACUACAGAUGGCGUGCCUUUUGAUAACGAAGGCAAUAGACAGGAAAUGGCGGAUAACACACUUGCAGAGGGGGCUUCAAAUGACGCAGACGGUAUUAAAACCAUGGUUUUCACUGUCAAAAACAAGAAAGGAGUUUUACCUCCAAAAGACUUUUUCGAACAACUGGCCUACUCAAUGCGUUGGAUGUUCCAAGUCGAAAAUGAAUUGGUUGAAGACUUUGCUACCUUUGUCUUCCCUUUACUUGCCAGAUUUACUUGUCCAUAUAAAUGUGACGUAGCGAUUGACUUGAUUUACGUGAUGGAUCGCAGUAUCAGCAUAACGAUACCAAACAUAAAGAAAAUGAAAGACUUCUACAAAGUCGUGACUGGGUCAUUUUCUAUUGGCGAUAUACGAUCUAAGACUGACCUUAAAGCUUCAGUAGCUAUGUUAAGCUACAAUCGCGAUGUCUACAGGCAUUUCACAGGUUUGGAUUGUUCGGACACAGAAUGCGUCGUGAGCGAGAUAGACCAGAUUCCCAACACUCAUGACAACUUCACUGUCACAAACCUUGCACUAGAGGCAGUAAAGGGAAUCGUGAAUCAGUUUACAAGGAAUGGGUUGAAUGGUAUACAUCCAAUAGUGGUUUUGUCAACCGAUGGUAAUACAUGGAAAGUCGGUGCAAACAGUAUUUCAUCUCCCAGUGUUUCAAUUGCUGUUGCUGAUGCACUACGGGCAAGAGGUAUCGAUACAGUCGUAGUCGCUGCACCCAACCACAGAGAGGACCCAGGCUUGAAAGAAUUGAAGGGCAUCGCCAGUCAUUUCGUGUUUGACCUACAGAGUAGUCUUACCUCCUUUGAUGAUCUAAUCCCAAUUGCCCCAAAACUUGUUAAACUCAUCUGCGACAAGUACAGUCCUAACACAGAAAACGAGGCAUGAUUGACGUAUGAUAUUCGUACAUCGAUGUAACAUACAAUUGCUUGUAGACUAACCAUAAUGAAAUGAAAUAAAUCGCAUGCUUUUAGAAAAUCUA